AGUUUUUCUUUCAGUCCUUUACUGAGGAGACAGAAGGAAUCCUACAAGCUGGCGUAAGAAAGCGUGUUUGGGGAGGGCGGGAACCUGAUUUGCCAAAUUUCUUAACUGAUCACGUUUAGACCAAAUUCAGUUAAAGAGAACAGGAGAUGAAGAAAACAAAUGAAAGAGAGGCCACUGAUCUGUCCACAGUGGAGACUGGUGUAAAGAACAUGGGGCUGGAGCUCACGAAAGGAGGAGAAAAUCCUGAGAGAAGCAGGAGGACUGAAGAGCAAAGACAAAGCCUUGGGGAUGGGCUUAGGCCUUCCACUCACCAGAGGAGGAGCCUACAACCUUUCACCAGGGCACGAAGUUUCUGCAAAACACAUGCCGGCUUGUUCAAGAAGAUCCUGCUGGGCCUGUUGUGUUUGGCUUAUGCUGCCUACUUCUUGGCAGCCUGCAUUUUGGAUUUCCAGAGGGCACUGGCCUUGUUCGUCCUCACCUGUUUGGUGCUCUUGGUCCCAGUUCACCACUUUCUAAAAAGAUUCUUUGGUGAAAAAUUAACAAGAUGUCUGAAACCCUUUCAAAAGUUCUGCCUAAAGGUUUGGAUCAAAUGGGUGUUCGCAGGAGUCUUCUUGAUUGGCCUUAUCCUGUGGUUGGCUCUAGACACAGCCCAAAGGCCUGAGCAGUUGAUCCCCUUUGCAGGAGUCUGCAUGUUCAUCCUCAUCCUCUUUGCCUGCUCCAAACACCACAGAGCAGUGUCCUGGAGGGCAGUGUUUUGGGGUCUGUGUCUUCAGUUUGUCUUUGGGAUCUUGGUCAUCAGAACCGAUCCUGGAUUUAAUGCAUUUCAAUGGCUGGGAGACCAGAUUCAGAUUUUCCUGAACUACACUGUGGCUGGCUCCAGUUUUCUGUUUGGAGAUACGUUGGUCAAGAAUAUCUUUGCUUUUCAGGCCUUACCAGUCAUCAUUUACUUUGGAUGUGUGAUGUCCAUUCUCUACUACCUGGGCCUUGUGCAGUGGGUCGUGCAGAAGAUUGCUUGGUUUUUGCAAACCACCAUGGGCACCACAGCCACAGAGACCCUGGCUGUGGCAGGAAACAUCUUUGUGGGUAUGACAGAGGCACCUCUGCUCAUCCGUCCAUACCUCGCAGACAUGACGCUCUCUGAAAUCCAUGCAGUGAUGACUGGAGGAUUUGCCACCAUUUCGGGCACUGUGAUGGGAGCCUUCAUAUCUUUCGGGAUUGACCCAUCAUCCUUGAUUUCUGCCUCUGUGAUGGCUGCUCCUUCUGCUCUUGCCUUGUCAAAGCUGGUAUAUCCAGAAGUGGAGGAAUCCAAGUUCAAGAAUAAGGAGGGGGUAAAAUUGCCCCGUGGGAAGGAGAAGAAUGUUCUGGAAGCUGCCAGCAAUGGAGCCACAGAUGCUGUAGGCCUUGUUGCUAAUGUAGCAGCCAACCUGAUUGGCUUUUUGGCUGUGUUAGCCUUCAUCAAUGCUGCCCUCUCCUGGCUAGGGGAGUUGGUAGACAUACAAGGGCUCACUUUCCAGUUGAUCUGCUCCUAUGUCCUAAGGCCUGUGGUUUUCAUGAUGGGUGUAGAGUGGGCAGACUGUCCGAUGGUGGCUGAGAUGGUGGGGAUCAAAUUCUUCAUAAAUGAGUUUGUGGCCUAUCAGCAACUGUCUCAAUACAAGGACAAACGUCUCUCUGGAGUAGAAGAGUGGAUCGGCGGUGAGAAACAAUGGAUUUCUGCAAGAGCUGAAACCAUUACAACAUUUUCACUUUGUGGAUUUGCCAAUUUAAGUUCCAUAGGAAUCACACUGGGAGGCUUGACCUCAAUGGUUCCCCACCGGAAGAGUGAUUUAUCCAAGAUUGUGAUCAGUGCCCUCUUCACAGGGGCCUGUGUAUCCUUCAUCAGUGCCUGCAUGGCAGGAAUCCUCUAUGUCCCCAGGGGAGCCGAAACUGACUGUGUCUCCUUCCUAAAUACAAGUUUCACCAAUAGAACCUAUGAGACCUAUGUGUGCUGUGGAAGUCUCUUUCAGAGUACUUCUCUGAAUGGUACCAACCCUCCUUCUUUUUCCGGUCCGUGGGAAGAUAAAGAGUUUAGUGCUGCAUUAGCCCUUGCUAACUGCUGUGAACUCUAUACCAAUGCUGUGUGUGCCUAAGGCUGGCCCAUUUCCAUAACAGUCUUGAUCUUGACAGCUUUUUGAUGGUAAAUGUAUUUAUAUGUACUCAAGUGUUCCCUCUCUACAACUAACUCACCACGAUCUAUAACAGUAAAUGUAAAAAUUUCAUUUUGGUUCACUGUAUGCCAAUAAUGAAAAGUAGCAUUUGUCUUUCCAUUAUUUGCUGAACCCAAUAGGAAAUUCCUUAUGGGCUUUGUCUGAACUUAUAUGUGAAAUAACAAAUAUUAUCAUAUUAAAAAAUAUCUUGCAAAUCUUGCUUCUACUUGCCAUUUUAAAAAUUAUGUGAUGCAGUCUGCUAAAAAUGUGAUUUGGUAUGUAAUGUGUACUGAAGUGAAAAGCUGGAGUUCUGUGGACAAGCUGGGUUUAUGAUGCUAAAGGUACACAUCAAAGUUACAUGACUAUUAAGAUUUUUUUCUCGUAAUCACACAUUUGUAAACCUCCAAAUUCCUUAACAUCAAAAAAGUAUUUCCUGUGUACAAACUGUUUUAGCAUUCUGCUUUAGUGCCAGAUUUGCUUCAAGAUUACAGGAAAUACUUUAAAACAGUGGUUUUCAGUGGGAAGGGAGCAUUUUGCCUCCCAGGGCGUAUCUGACAAUGUCUUGAGACCUUAUUAGUUAUCACAACUGGGUAUGCUACUGACAUCUACUGGGUAAAGGCCAGAAUUGCUGCUAAACAUCCUACAAUGCACAGGUUAGCCCCCACAACAAAGAAUUUUCUGGCCCCAAAUGUCAACAUUACUAAGAUUGAGACACCCUAAUUGCAAAUGUUUAAUAUAUUUCUUAUAUCUAAUAUUAUUUAUAAUAUCAGUAAUAUUAUAGCCUUAAAGAAGAGUUUCAACAGGAUUCCUCAAAAAGUUACACAGAAUUACCAUCACCCCACAAUUCCAUUCCUAGGUAUCUACCCCAAAGAACUGAAAACAGGUACUCAGACACAUACAUGUACAUGCAUGUUCGCAGCAGCACUAUUCACAAUAGUCAAAACAUGGACACAGUCCAACUGUACAUCAGUGGCUGAAUGGGUAAAAAAAAUUGUGCUAUGUACAUAUAAUGGAAUUUUAUUCAGCCAUAAAAAGCAUGAAGUACUGAUAUAUGCUAUGUACAAAGAGGAAUCUAGACAACAUUAUGCUAAGUCAAAAAAGCCAGAUACAAAUUAUUGCAUGAUUCUGUUUUGUAUGCUUCCAUUUAUAUGAAAUAUGCAGAUGAGAUAAAUCCAUAGAGGCAAUACAGAUCGGUGGUGCCAAGGGCUGGGGAGAGUGGGGAACCGGGAGGACUACUUCAUGAGUAUGUGGUUUUACUUUGGGGUGAUAGGAAUGUUUUGGAACUAGAUAGAGGAGGUGGUUGCACAACAUUGUGAAUGUACUAAAUGUCACUGAUUUGUUCACUUUGAAAAUAUUAAUU
This is a messenger RNA of Rhinolophus ferrumequinum (greater horseshoe bat), 3543 nucleotides long. It is a transcript of the gene SLC28A2, whose product is annotated as solute carrier family 28 member 2. Gene Ontology annotation, cellular component: membrane. The record is from RefSeq and is a predicted model, not a curated record. Bases 147 to 2126 code for a protein of 659 amino acids. The transcript is spliced from 18 exons. Gene Ontology annotation, biological process: nucleoside transmembrane transport; retina homeostasis. Gene Ontology annotation, molecular function: nucleoside:sodium symporter activity; purine nucleoside transmembrane transporter activity. Lineage: Eukaryota; Metazoa; Chordata; Mammalia; Chiroptera; Rhinolophidae.